Molecule: messenger RNA, 933 nt
Organism: Aspergillus mulundensis
Lineage: Eukaryota; Fungi; Ascomycota; Eurotiomycetes; Eurotiales; Aspergillaceae
Exons: 1
Coding region: 1-933 (310 amino acids)
Source: RefSeq, a predicted model, not a curated record
AUGCACGAGAACAGCAUAAUAGCCAUUAUAGUCGUCGCCGUCCUCGGCUCGAUUGGCGGCGGCGGAUUCUACGUCUAUUACCUACGAUCGAGCAUCAGGCAAGAGUCCAUCAUGGCCCGCGUCGGAUCCGAGAGAGAACGAACAAAGCAGCUGAAAGCUUUUGCCGCUACAGUGGAACAGGCGAGAAGGGAAAGCCAGGCCCGUGACCGUGCCCGAGCCCAUGCUCCAAGUCGUGCCCCAAGUAAACGCAGCCGUGGCCGCAGCCGUGCUCCUUCAAGACGCCGAGAGCCUUCCUUGGAUAGGGAACAGGAUCAGAACAGAGGCAGGCAGGGCAGUAAAGGGAACAAAGCACAACAGCAGAAGCAGCAGAAGCAGCAGUCUAGGAAGAGUUCUAGGCGGGCAAUGCCGUCGCGCGCUGGUUCUGUGCAGCCUGCGCAGGAGGCAUGGGGGGCAUCGGAUGGGAUGGCCACAACUGGAGGCCAGGCACAGACUCAGCAGGACUGGCCUGCGACUGGGAAUACUGGGGGAGGGGACCAGUGGGGUGAUCAGAACCAGAACGAACAAAACCACCACAACAGUCCGAGGAAUAGCUAUAAUGGAGGGGACCAGUGGGGAGAACAGAACCAACCCCAGGACGAUCAGAACAAUCAAGGCGGCAACUGGACUUCGGACACGCCGGCUGAUGGGCAGGCCGAGGGCUCCGGAUCAAAUGGAGAUGAUUGGGGCAAUAACAACGAAACCAGCAACAAUAAUGAGCCUGAAACUGGAGAGGGAUGGAGUGGUGACAACAACCAGAAUGACGCUUCGCAGGGCAAUUGGGGAAGUGGCAACAAUGACAACAAUGACGGACAGCAGCAGGAUAAUGGGGAAUGGGGUGGUUCGGGAGAAGGAGCGCAACAGGCUGCUCAAGACAAUGCUGGUACGCACUGGUGA